ACUCAGUCCGGUAUUUCCAAAUCUCUAUCUUCUUCAGGUCGUCAGAAAUUUUCAGAUCUCUGUAAUCAAUUUCUCUCCCAUUGUUUUUUUCUCCUUUCUUUGGAAGAGACUUCCGGAGAAUAAUCAGACACAAAUUUCAUUCAAGACUUGACUCUUGUCUUCUUACUACAUUUGCCUCACACCGUUUUCCCAACAAUUUUUUUAAUUUCUUGGUUUGAUUCAAUUUUAUAUAUUUAUUGUCCACAAAUUCUCCUCAAAUUGUCGAAGAUUGAAAAUUCCCAAAUUUCCCUGAAUCUACGGUGUUGAUUCGCCGAUAAAGUGCGAAUUUUUUGGAUGUGGGGAUGAAGGAUCGGCGAUGUGGAGGGAGAGUGGAGUGAAAUGGAGGGGGCUAGAUCGGAGGCCGUGUCGGUGCUGGUGAAGGGGGAGAAAUUGCUGCCGUUGCAGGGAGGAGGGCCGGUGAUCCAGAGGACGAGGUUGCAGGUUUGGUUCAUUAGGGUUUGUUCCAGCAUUCUAAUAUGGACCUGCUUGGUUCAGCUCAUCGCGGUAUCCGAACUCUGGCAUCCGCGCUUGAUCGCCGGAGUUUCUACGAUCUCCCAUGCAGUCGACGAUGGCCUGCCGGCGCUGCCACCCCCGCCUCUUCUUCCCGCCAGGAAUUACACGAGCAAUGGUUUUCUUAGAGUUUCUUGCAAUGGUGGCUUGAAUCAAAUGCGUGCUGCGAUAUGUGACAUGGUGACAGUAGCUAGAUUUUUAAACUUGACUUUGGUUGUGCCAGAGCUUGACAAGACAUCAUUCUGGGCUGAUACUAGUGAUUUUGAGGAUAUUUUUGACGUAAGGCACUUCAUUGAUUCAUUAAGGGAUGAAGUUAAAAUUAUUAGGAGGUUACCGAAGAGAUUUGGGAGGAGAUAUGGCUACCAACCCCUUGUUAUGCCUCCUAUUAGCUGGUCAAAUGAAAAAUACUACUUGGAACAGAUUCUCCCUCUAUUCAACAAGCACAAGGUAAUACACUUCAAUAGGACAGAUGCAAGACUGGCCAAUAAUGGCUUACCUCUAGAACUUCAGAGACUCCGAUGUCGUGUCAAUUUCCAGAGCCUAAAAUUUACACCCCAGAUUGAAGGUUUGGGUCAGAAAUUGGUUCACAUGCUUCAAGAGAAAGGACCUUACCUUGCAUUGCAUCUAAGGUAUGAGAUGGACAUGUUGGCUUUCUCGGGUUGUACUCAUGGCUGUACAAUACAGGAAGCUGAUGAGCUCAAGAGAUUAAGGUAUGCAUUCCCUUGGUGGAGGGAAAAAGAAAUAGACUCUAAAGAGCGUAGGUCUCAAGGUUUAUGUCCUCUAACCCCGGAGGAGGCAUCGUUGGUUUUGCAAGCUUUGGGUAUUGAGAAGGAUACACAAAUAUAUAUUGCGUCUGGUGAGAUAUAUGGCAGUGAGCGAAGGCUUGCUGCUCUAAGAUCUGCAUUCCCAAGGACUGUAAAAAAGGAAACACUGCUUGGUCCUGAAGGUUUGCAGCACUUCCAGAACCAUUCAUCUCAAAUGGCUGCUCUGGAUUUUGUAGUGUCAGCUGCCAGUAAUGUAUUUAUUCCCACUUAUGAUGGCAACAUGGCAAAACUUGUCGAAGGUCACCGUAGGUAUCUAGGGUUCAAGGAAACCAUCCAACUGGACCGGAGAGGUCUGGUACAAUUGUUGGAUUUACAUCAGAACGGAACACUUCCUUGGGACAGAUUUUCAGAUGCCGUCCGGCAGGCCCACGAGGGGAGAAUUGGGCAGCCAGCCCAUCGUAAAGUUAUUGCAGACAAGCCCAAAGAAGAAGAUUACUUUUACGCUAAUCCUUAUGAGUGUCUGUGCAAGAGCCCGAGGUGCGACGAUGACUCGUUAAGACAUAAUGACAACAACUCAACUGUGACCCGGUGAGGAAAAUGUUCCACAACAGGUCCCACUCUAACACCUCCGCCAAAUAUAGAGUUGCAAGAGAGACGCGGCCAAGACACAAACGUGACGAGUGAAGUGUACAAAUGAUUCUUUGGAAGUGUUACAGAAACAUGACUUGUGAUUUGUACCAUGUUUGAUGGGUGUUGUAAUAUGGGUCCAUUUGGAGAUGUAUUCAUUCAUUCUGUUGAUAUUAGGUUAUUUCCUUUGGUUUUGACACAAUGAUUCAUUUGUUUUUCUUGUAACCCAAAAGUCACUCUGAUCUCAUCAACAGACCUCACACACCCUUCCACUCAAUGAAUUUUGUACUCAUAC
This is a messenger RNA of Cuscuta campestris, 2235 nucleotides long. Lineage: Eukaryota; Viridiplantae; Streptophyta; Magnoliopsida; Solanales; Convolvulaceae. The record is from the annotation of a GenBank genome assembly.